GUCAACCGCCGGAUUUGAAUCGCGGCACCGCUCGGCGGCGGCGGAAUGGGCGCGCCGUCGUUGCCCCCGGCCUGGCAGCUCUACCUCAAGGACCACCGCGUCUCCACAUUUAAGAACUGGCCUUUCUUGGAGGGCUGCGCCUGCACCCCGGAGCGGAUGGCCGCGGCUGGCUUCAUCCACUGUCCCACUGAGAACGAGCCCGACUUGGCUCAGUGUUUCUUUUGCUUCAAGGAGUUGGAAGGCUGGGAGCCAGAUGACGACCCUGUAGAAGAACAUAAAAAGCAUUCAUCUGGUUGUGCUUUCCUUUCUGUCAAGAAGCAGUUUGAAGAAUUAACGCUCAGCGAGUUUUUGAAACUGGAUAAAGAAAGAGCCAAGAACAAAAUUGCAAAGGAAACCAACAAUAAGCAGAAAGAGUUUGAAGAAACUGCAAAGAAAGUCCGCUGUGCCAUAGAGCAGCUGGCUGCCUCGCAGUGACGCCUCCCCCACUGUCACUGCCCCACAGCCAUGCAGACACCGCAUUUCCAAGCCCUCAGUGUUACCAGCUUUUGUCUGGAGCCUCUUAAUUGUGCCUUAGGAGAAAGGAGAACAUCAGCAUUUUGAAAUUAGAAUGUUUAAACUGUGCUUUUGUUUUUUUUCUUGAAGGUGGUGGCAGGGGCUAUUUCUGUUGUACAGCUGGUGCUAAGUACAGUGACUGAUUCUCUUUUCUCUUUGGUAGUUUUUGCUUUAUUGAUUCCUGGACUUAGCAGGGUGAGGGGAGAAGUUUGUCCACGUAGGUAGAGCCCUUUUAAACCUACGUGUCUGGGCUUCACACUGACGACUGGCUGUCCAGUGGAGAUGUGAUGCGCGAGUGCAAUCAUAGGUCUGUUGUGACUGGACAAACAGGAUUAAGAAUGCCAUUUUAAAUUUCACUUGCAUCAUAAUCUACAUUCACGGUGUGCACUUCUCAUGUGCCAGGUGCUCGGUAUUAUCUCAUGUUCACAUCUACAGGUCCUGUGACCAUCCCUUUCACCCCAUCAGGUCUGUGGUGUCUCAGCAGCUCCCUUCCUCCCAGGCGGAUUGUACAGACCCAUCGCUGCCACGCCUCUGAAAGUGCCUUGUGUGUUAGGGGUUCCUCGCCAUCCCAUCUUGUGAUUUUCAGGUUUACAGGGGUAGUAUGGGAUUAGACCUUAGGCUUUGCCUCCAGACUUGAUCUGUGUAAGAGCCCUUUCCAUGACUGUAUCAAGAGCGACUGUGCGGGUGGAGGGGAUGCAGGACUGGUGUCUUGAGAGCAGAGCUGGCCUCUUGCUUUGGGAUCAACUGAAGAUACUUUUUCACCUCCAGUGGCACAUGGCAAAGUUGCAACAUUUCUCUACAGUAGACGAGGGGAAGGUCCUUCAUGCCAGACAAGGAACUUUCCAGAAGCGUAGCUCACUGCUUCGUCCUCUCUAGUGAACAGGGCACACAGUCAGAGUGGAUUCUUCCUGGGGAGUCCUGCUCUGGACCAGCUGUCAUCCAUGGAUGGGGCAGGCAGGGGUGGGAUGAAAAGUCCAAGGAAGGAGUUCUUGUUCUUGAUAUUUCUAAUACUCUUCAGAUAGCUGCUUCCCCCCAGUGACGUGGAUUGGGCAGCUGAUCAUCCCCCUGUCUUUCUAAUGUGAAUCUUCCUAAAGGAAUAAAUUAAUUUAAAAAGUGGAUUGGAAAACGUCUUUGGGGGAACCUUUUUUUAAAAAGAUGACUUAUGUUGUUUGCAGUCUUACAAGAUCACAAAUUUAGUGAUAUUUGACUUUCAGCCCCAGCACGGACUAAGCACAGAGUUGGAGCAGGCAUAAUAAAAGGCAUGUGGGGCACCCUCUCCGGGCCCUAACUGUGCCCUCUAACAGGGUGCUUGCCUUGUGGGCUUGGGCCCAGCGCCUGUUGAACUGGAGCUGCAGUUUCCUCACCAGUAGCGCAGAGAUCACAGACCCUUGCUGCCUUGGCUGGCUUGCUUUAUUAUAGCAACAUGGUUUUCAUGUGAGGAGGAGAGGAAUUGAGACAGAGCCCUCAACCCCUCCUAAGAUUCUGCAAUGUUGUUUUCUUUUUUGUUUGAAUUAUAAUUUCACAGAACAGGACAAACUACAAUUAAAAGUGAGCACAAAGCUUUUCUCAGUCAUCGGGGACACCAGUGUAAACUUUAAGUGGAUUUGGACAGGUAGCAGGAAAUAUCUAGCAGAAACUUGUUUAUGAAAUUGCUAAUUGCUGCACGAUUAGCCAGCCCUAGUGAGGCUGCUCCUCCCUGAGAACAGUGCAGUGGCCUGGAUCCCUUCUAAAUGACUUGGCUCAGAGCCGUGGGGACUGCCGCAGGCGACCUGUCAGCCCUGAUUGGUUGUGUCUCCAUUGCUCCACAUCUGUGCCAUGUUCUCCCCAUCAUCGCCUCUGCACGAGUACCCUGCUCUCCUCCCCGAGACCGGCUCAUGUGGGGCUGAGGCCUGAUGUAAAGAUGAUAGAUUUGAUUUCACCCUCCUUCAUGAAGUGAAGCUGCAGGGUGGAUCCUUACUGUCCUAUUGGAAACCUCUGGGGAUCAUCUUGGUAG
Molecule: messenger RNA, 2545 nt
Organism: Hippopotamus amphibius kiboko
Lineage: Eukaryota; Metazoa; Chordata; Mammalia; Artiodactyla; Hippopotamidae
Gene: BIRC5
Product: baculoviral IAP repeat containing 5
Exons: 4
Coding region: 46-474 (142 amino acids)
Source: RefSeq, a predicted model, not a curated record